This is a messenger RNA of Arachis ipaensis, 2010 nucleotides long. NCBI's taxonomy places the organism in Eukaryota, Viridiplantae, Streptophyta, Magnoliopsida, Fabales, Fabaceae. The record is from RefSeq and is a predicted model, not a curated record.
AAUAUUCUACAUGUUCCUGCGCCGAAGCCCAAAAGCAAAUUAAGCUAUUAGAAAAUCUCAACAACCAUGGCUACUCUCUCCCCUCUCUCUUUCUUGGCCACAACCAAGGUCUCUGCAUCCUCGCCAUCCUUGCUUCCAUCCUCCUCCAGAAAACCCUCCAAAGCCAGCCACCGAAUUGCAAAGGUGUCAUGCAAUGCUAGCAACCCUGAAGGAGAACCACAAAACAACAGGAGGGAUGUUCUGGUUGGCCUGGGAGGACUGGGGGCGGCGGCCGCCACUUUCUCCUACAACCCUUUGGCCUUGGCGGAUGCGGUGGCCACCGACGUACACGCUUGCAACAAGCCAAGCCUUCCCCCAGGCGCAAAGCCCAUCGCGUGUUGCCCUCCAAACUACGAAAACAAAGAACCCAUUGAGUAUGUUAUCCCAAAGUACACAAGCCUAAGGAUUAGAACACCUGCUCAUGAUUAUGCUGACUUAGACAAGUACACGAAAGCCAUUACCAUCAUGAAAUCUCUUCCAGACGAUCACCCUCACAGUUGGACUCAACAGUCUAGGAUCCACUGUGCUUAUUGCCACAACUCUUAUACCCAAGUGGGUCACAAAGGCGUUGAAAUGCAGGUCCACUUUUCUUGGAUCUUUUUGCCUUUCCAUCGCUGGUACCUUUACUUCUAUGAGAGAAUCUUGGGGAAGUUGAUCAAUGAUCCCACUUUUGCAUUGCCCUUCUGGAACUGGGAUGCCCCUGAAGGCAUGGAGAUGCCUGCAAUAUUCACAGACAGGAGAUCCCCACUCUACAAUGCUCUGAGGAACCAGAACCAUCUACCACCAACGCUCGUAGACUUGAACUGGAAUGGUAGGAGCACGGGUGUUGAUGGGAGUGGUGACGUGGAAGCCAACCUGGCAACAAUGUACAGACAAGUGUACGAAGUGAAGAGGCCAUUAUGCUUCUAUGGGAAGCCUUACCGGGCCUGGAUCCAUAGAGUUGGUUCCUCACAACACGGUUCAUAGUUGGACCGGUGAUAAAACUCAGCCUAACAUUGAGGACAUGGGAGCUCUCUAUUCUGCUGCCAGAGACCCCAUCUUCUACUGUCACCACGCCAACAUCGACAGAAUGUGGAGCGUCUGGAAAUCCUUCGGAAGAGAGGACAUCACCGACCCUGACUACCAGAACGCCAGCUACGUCUUCUAUGACGAGAACCUCAACCUUGUCACCGUCAAGAACAGUGACGCCUUCGACACCAAGAAGCUAGGCUACGAUUACAAACAGCUGGAUCUUCCAUGGCUGAAAUACAAGCCCACGCCACGUAGGACUAAGGCGCAGAGGCACGGACGGAAAGUGAAGAAGCUGGAUUUGCCGUUCACGUUGAAGGAUAAGAUAGUGAGCACCGUUGUGAAGAGGCCGCAGACAAAUAGGAGCCAGCUGGAGAAGGACGAGAAGGAGGAGUCUCUGGUGUUCACGCUUCAGUUCGAUAGGACGAAGCAUUUGAAGUUCGAUGUGUUGAUCAAUGAAGAAGAGGAUUACAAGUGGGCCAACCCUAAGUACAGGGAGUUUGCUGGAAGCUUCGUGAAUGUGUCUCAUGCUGGUCAGGACGGCGGCGCCACCGAGACCACAUUCACCGUUGGCAUAACGGAUCUGUUGGAGCAGUUGGAUGCUGAUGAUGACGACACCAUUAUCGUCACUCUUGUUCCACAGUACGGAGAUCAGGUUAUUAUUAAGGAUAUCAAGAUUAGUUUUGAAGAAUGUAGGUUACGUUGAGCACGUGCCUUCGUUUAUUAGUUUCCUUUUCCUUCAAUAAUUUAAGUUACUAAUAGUCAUGACUCCAUUAUCAGGGGUUCUUCUCUUUUCUCUAGUCUUUUUGUUUUCCUCCAGUAAAACGAAGCCUCAUUUGUUGAUGGCAAGCACAAGAAUUCCAGUGAAUUUAGUUAAUGUUAUGUUUUCAUUCUCAAACUUUAUGUCUCAUUUUUUUAUCAUGUAUGGCUUUUGUUAGUGAAAAUACACCAUGUUUCAUUUUU